AUGCAAACUAAUGCUGAUCAUCUUCGUGAACUCUUUUAUCGGUUGAAUUACCUGAAUUUGAUGGUAAAUGCUCAGGAAAUUCUUUCCAGGCAGGUUCAGAAUAACCCCGUGGCGGCCCUCAUCCCAGGAGUGUUUCAGCAAUGUAAUGGAGUCGAAGGCAAUUCACUUGUACCUACAGCCAGCUCUGAAUCGUUGGAUACACUACCCUACAUUUCUCGUAAGGUUUUCGUUGGAGGACUUCCACAGGAUAUUAGCAAAAGCACUCUCCUGAAAAAGUUCAGUACUUACGGUCAAGUACGGCUCGACUUCCCCUCUGAGCCCACACAUCCUCCUAGAACCAGAAAGGCUGAUCGAAAACUAAGUACUUCCGGGUAUGUUUUUCUCAUCUAUGAAACCGAAGAUGCAGUGUACAACCUACUGAGAGACUGCACUCUAAUUGAAGGGAACUAUUUCCUGCUUUUUUGCAAAGAUUCGAUGAGCAUGAAAUACGCUCAAGUCCGUCCUUGGCAACUUGAAUCGAUUGCUUACAUACCCAAUGUUGAAGCUACUGUUGACCUUCGUCUUACCGUUUUCAUCGGCGGUGUACCCCGCCCAUUAACAUCUGGUGAACUCGCAACACUUCUGGAAGAAAAUUACGGUCCACUGCUUUACUGUGAGAUUGAUGUUGAUCCGGAACUAUUCUAUCCCAAGGGAGCGGCAAGAGCAGUUUUUGCAUCGCAUGGUAGCUAUUUCAAAGCUAUACGUAGCCGAUUCCUGCACAUUCCCAAUGUAGAAUUCAAUAAACGGACUGUUGAAAUAAAGCCUUACAUCAUGGAAGAAGCCCAAUGCGACGAGUGUCUGGAGGAAGCCUCUGAGCAUUUUUGCAAACUAUGCAUGCAGUACUAUUGCGAAGCCUGUUACGAAAGAAAGAUGCACUUUCCUGGCACACAUUCUCAUCAGAUACCACAAACAUCAAAGAAUCCUACGUUGAAUGAUUUCUGCCUGCCGGAAAAUCUGCUGGGACAACUAGCUAGCUAUGCAAUCUAG
This is a messenger RNA of Necator americanus (New World hookworm), 1026 nucleotides long. RefSeq lists its product as uncharacterized. The transcript has 10 exons. The coding region runs from base 1 to 1026 and encodes 341 amino acids. Lineage: Eukaryota; Metazoa; Nematoda; Chromadorea; Rhabditida; Ancylostomatidae. Gene Ontology annotation, biological process: negative regulation of cytoplasmic translation. Gene Ontology annotation, cellular component: neuron projection; nucleus; synapse. Gene Ontology annotation, molecular function: mRNA regulatory element binding translation repressor activity; mRNA 3'-UTR binding; ribosome binding. The record is from RefSeq and is a predicted model, not a curated record.